AUGUCAUUUGAUUCAACCUCCCCAUCAUUACAUACUGCGGAUCCAAAUGCCCGCGUCUUCAGCUCCUCAUGCUUCGAUUUCCUUCUCAUAGAGCUGGUGCCUAUGGCCGAGCGUAUGGCCAAGGAACUUGCAACACAAGGAAAGCAAACCGAAGAUGAAGAAGUUAGAGAGACGACUUUUUUCCGUCUAGAGGCUCUAGGAUAUCGCGUUGGGCAAGGUCUCGCGGAGCGCUUUGCUCGAGACCGUCCUCGAUUUACCGAUAAUCUCGAUGUGAUCAAGUUCCUUUGCAAGGAUCUGUGGACAGUUCUGUUCAAAAAACAGAUUGAUAAUUUGAAAACAAACCAUCGAGGGGUAUAUGUUUUGACCGAUAGCGCAUUUCGGCCGUUUGGCAGAAUGAGUAUGGCUGUCCGGAAUGAAGCAAUAUCCAUGGCGCAAGCGUACCUUUGGUUUCCCUGCGGUAUCAUCCGAGGCGCGUUAGCAAAUUUGGGCAUUAAUACGACCGUCCAGGCCGAGACGUCGGAUCUACCAGGUGCAACUUUCCAGAUCAAAACUCUCCAGCCCCGACCUUGA
This is a messenger RNA of Penicillium paradoxum, 570 nucleotides long. RefSeq names its product trafficking protein particle complex subunit. The transcript has 4 exons. The record is from RefSeq and is a predicted model, not a curated record. The coding region runs from base 1 to 570 and encodes 189 amino acids. NCBI's taxonomy places the organism in Eukaryota, Fungi, Ascomycota, Eurotiomycetes, Eurotiales, Aspergillaceae. Gene Ontology annotation, biological process: regulation of GTPase activity; endoplasmic reticulum to Golgi vesicle-mediated transport. Gene Ontology annotation, cellular component: trans-Golgi network; TRAPP complex; cis-Golgi network.